CCAUUGAAACUUAACCUCAGUCUCUCUCUCUCUCUCUCUCUCUCUCUCUCAAAGCUCAGAAGAGAUGGGUUUUGUGUUUUUGUUGGUUCAGCUCUCGCUCCUCCUCUGCUCCACUGUUUACAGUGAAGAUCUUGAUCUUGUAACUGACACUGUCCCACCUAUUCCACACCACGGUGGCUACCACCAUUACCCAACAACGGCACCGACUCCUUCACCCACUCACCACCACCACCACCACCACGCGCCUGCACCCUCCCCUAUGCACCACGCACCGAGCCAUCCACCUGUUCACCCGCCAGCUCAUCACAACCACCACCACCCUCAUCCUCCCAAAAAUGCGCCCGUCCAUCCACCUGCUCACGCGCCGUUGCCACCGUUUCAUUUCCCGAGAAGCUUCGUGGCCGUACAAGGCGUUGUGUAUCGCAAGUCGUGCAAGUUUGUCGGCCAUGAUACACUCUCCGAAGCCACCCCUGUUUACGGUGCCAUUGUGAAGCUGCAGUGCAACAGUAGCAAGUACCCACAGGAGGUCAAGAAGGCAACUGACAAGAACGGUUACUUCUACGUGGAAGCACCGCAUACGGUGACCAACUACGGAGCCCACAAGUGCAAGGUGUCGUUGGUUUCGGCACCACCGGCGGCUAACAUCGCCGAACCAUCUGAUCUACACGGUGGAGUGAAGGGUGCCAAUUUAAGAGCAGAGAAGUCAAUUGUGGUGAACAAACUUCCAUUUGUGCUCUACAAUGUUGGACCACUCGCUUUUGAACCCAAAUGCUCACACGUUGCUCCUGCUCCGGCGCCACAUCACUAGUGAUUUGUGGAUUCCAAGUCUUAAAAUAUAUGUUUAGGAACUUUUAAUUUGCUUCUUUCUAAAAUUAUAUGUGUUGUAAUUUGCAGUUUGUGUUGAUCUCUGUGCGUGCUCUGUUUUGACAUUUGGGUGACAAUAAAAUGAAGGAUAUAAUUAUUAAAUAAAUUUCUGAUCA
Molecule: messenger RNA, 980 nt
Organism: Tripterygium wilfordii
Lineage: Eukaryota; Viridiplantae; Streptophyta; Magnoliopsida; Celastrales; Celastraceae
Product: non-classical arabinogalactan protein 31-like
Exons: 2
Coding region: 65-808 (247 amino acids)
Source: RefSeq, a predicted model, not a curated record